UCAGUCCUCUUUUCUUGACAAGACAAGAGCACAUCCAACCGGAACCACCAUGAGCAAAUUAAUUCUAAUUGCAGGUCUUUGUCUGUCCUUUGCCAGUUUGGUGUCGUCCUCCAGAUUGGUGUGUUAUUUCACCAACUGGUCCCAAUACCGACCUGGUAAUGGGAAGUUUAUGCCUCAAAACAUUGAUCCAAACCUGUGUACCCACCUGAUCUAUGCCUUUUCUGGUAUUAACGAGGCAAAUGAGUUGGUCACCAUAGAAUGGAAUGAUGAUGAACUGUAUAAAUCUUUUAAUGGACUCAAACAGAGGAAUCCAAAUCUUAAAACACUGUUGGCAGUCGGAGGCUGGAACUUUGGAACACAGAAAUUCACAACAAUGGUGUCAACACAAGCCAACCGAAAUACAUUUAUCCAGUCUUCUGUCAAACUACUGAGAAAAUAUGGUUUUGAUGGACUUGAUUUGGACUGGGAAUACCCUGCGUCUAGAGGAAGCCCUCUGGAGGACAAACAGAGAUUCACACUGUUAUGCAAGGAUCUACUAGAGGCCUAUCAGGCUGAGGGAAAUGCAACUGGUCGGCCCAGAUUACUGGUCUCUGCUGCUGUGUCGGCUGGGAAAGGAACUAUUGAUGCUGCUUAUGAAAUCGCAGAGAUGGCAAAGUAUCUGGACUUUAUUAAUGUGAUGACGUAUGACUUUCAUGGCACCUGGGAGAGUGUGACAGGACAUAACAGUCCUUUGUACAAGGGAUCCCAAGACACCGGGGAUCAUGUUUACUUAAAUACUGACUUUGCCAUGAGAUAUUGGCGGGACAAGGGAACACCUGUAGAAAAGCUAAAUAUGGGAUUUGCGACAUAUGGGAGGACAUUUCGACUGUCUACUCAAUCCAGUCAGGUUGGAGCACCAACCAGUGGUCCUGCUGCUGCUGGUGUUUUUACAAGGGAAGCAGGUUUCUGGUCCUAUUUUGAGAUUUGCACUUUUCUUCAAGGGGCCACUGUCCAGCUGAUUGAGGAUCAGAAAGUUCCGUAUGCGUUCAAACAAAAUGAGUGGGUUGGAUAUGACAACAAAGAAAGUUAUAAGACUAAGGUUCGUUACCUGAAGGACAACAGAUUUGGAGGAGCUUUUGUCUGGGCUCUGGAUCUGGAUGACUUUAAUGGACAGUUCUGUGGACAGGGAAACUACCCCCUCAUCAGUUACCUCCGCUCUCUUGUAGCCCAGGAUCUUCCUCCCCUUCCCACUGGAGCGAUCACCCCAAAUCAAGUGACGCCGUCUACAAACAAACGUCCACCUAACACAACACCUGCUCCAAGACCAACAAUCCCUUCUUCAUCCACAUUCCAAGACAAUUUCUGUGCUACAAAGAUUGGUGGGCUUUAUGCCAAACCUGAUGCCCGAGGUUCCUUUUACAGCUGUGCCAAUGGCAUCACCUGGAUCCUAAACUGCCCAGCUAAUUUGGUCUAUGACGAAAGCUGCAAGUGCUGUAACUGGCCCUAACCAUUCAACAAGUUAUAUAUAUAUGUUCAAAAGUGAGCAAAAAAAUAUAUUCUUCACAAGUAUGAAUAAUUUGUUUAGAUAAUUUGACAAUUAAAUUAAAUUACCUCUGAGACCAUACGUUUUUUAAGUGAAAUUGAUUAUCUUAAAAUUGACUAUGAAUCUUUUUUUUUUUUACGUGACCAAAAAACAAUUAAAGCUUAUUUAAUGCAUUAAACAUACAAUGGUAAGCCUUACACAAUCAUUGGCUUCUGGGCUUCCUUCACUUACACUGCAACAU
This is a messenger RNA of Anoplopoma fimbria (sablefish), 1763 nucleotides long. RefSeq names its product acidic mammalian chitinase-like. Gene Ontology annotation, biological process: chitin catabolic process; carbohydrate metabolic process. Gene Ontology annotation, molecular function: chitinase activity; chitin binding. The coding region runs from base 50 to 1486 and encodes 478 amino acids. Lineage: Eukaryota; Metazoa; Chordata; Actinopteri; Perciformes; Anoplopomatidae. The transcript is spliced from 11 exons. The record is from RefSeq and is a predicted model, not a curated record. Gene Ontology annotation, cellular component: extracellular region.